This is a messenger RNA of Ilex paraguariensis (yerba mate), 2092 nucleotides long. NCBI's taxonomy places the organism in Eukaryota, Viridiplantae, Streptophyta, Magnoliopsida, Aquifoliales, Aquifoliaceae. The record is from the annotation of a GenBank genome assembly.
AUGGACAGAACAGUGAAGUUCAGCAGAAGUAUUCUCUUCUUCCUCUUGUUUUUAUUAGACAAAUCUUUCAGUACUGUUUCAUUGGUUUUGACAAAUACAACUCCAGGAGACUCGGCCCCAAAAGAAAACCCAUUUACUGCCAAGGCUUAUGUGAUUAGAUAUUGGAACAAACACAUCACCAACAACCACCCCAAGCCACCAUUUCUACUCUCGAAAGCCUCCCCUCUCUCCGCCGUCGACUCCGCCUUUUUCACCAAACUCGCCGCCCACAACCACCUCUCUUCCCACCUCUCCUCUUUCUGCUCCGCCGCCAAUUUAUUCUGUCUUUUCGACUUCGACUCCACCACCCCAAUCGAUCCAAACAAACAAGACAACAAAGACGCCAACUUCGCCUUUUACACCAACAAACAAUUCUCCAACUACGUAAGGUCUCGACUCGGCGGCGCAGAUACGUUCAAGAACUACUCGGGCUCUGUCAACUUCGCCACCGGUAGUUUCACUCGCUACAGCCGAAGCUCCACAGCCCAUAAAGAAGGCUUCGCCACCUAUGCUAACGACGGCAAUGUAGCCAAUUCCAACUUCACCUCCUACGCUUCCGGCGCCACUGGUGGCUCCGGAGAGUUCCAAACAUACAUGUCUCUCGUCAACGUCCCGGACCUCCGCUUCACUUCUUACGAUUCCGACGGUAACAAUCAUAAGCUCUCAUUUUCAAGCUAUGUUGACGAUACAAACUCAGGAAACGAAGGCUUUACAAGCUAUGGUAAGAAUGGUAAUGACGUCCCUGUUGAGUUUUCCAGCUAUGGCGAUUCAUCAAACGUUAUUGGGUCGUCGUUCUCCGGCUACGGCGAGUUGGGUAACGCCGGUAAUGAUUCGUUUAAGGCUUAUAGUUCAAAUUCCAAUAACCCAAACAACAAUUUUAAAAGCUAUGGCGUUGGAGGCAAUUCUGGAGUUGAUAGCUUCUCUAGUUACAGAGAUGGAGCCAAUUCAGGAAGUGAUAAGUUUCAAUCUUAUGGGAAGAAUUCAAAUUCCGGGAAAACAAAUUUUCUGAAUUAUGGAAAAUCUUUCAACGAAGGAAUCGAUUUUUUCAGGGAAUAUGGAAAAGGAUCGACUAGUGAAGUGAUUGGGUUCAAGGUUUAUGGAUUGAACAGUACAUUCAAAGAGUAUGAUCAAAAGGGUGUCACUUUUGCUCAGUACACCAGUUCAGAAAACUCCUCCAUGGACGAAUCCACGAAGGUGAGUGGCAAUUCCGUAAAUAGAUGGGUGGAACAGGGCAAAUUUUUCCGAGAGUCCAUGUUGAAAGAGGGAAUUAUCAUGAAAAUGCCAGAUAUUCGUGACAAAAUGCCUAAAAGGUCGUUUUUGCCCCGGACAAUUAUGUCAAAUUUACCAUUUUCAACCACUCGACUAGGGGAGAUUAAGCAAAUCUUCAACGCACGGGAUAACACCGCAAUGGAGCGCAUGAUAUCAAACACGGUGGAGGAGUGCGAGCGUGAGCCGAGCCGGGGCGAGACCAAGCAGUGCGUGGGAUCGGUGGAGGACAUGAUCGACUUCGCGGUCGCGGUAUUGGGCCACAAUGUGGUGGUGCGGACCACGGAAAAUGUAAAUGGGUCAAACCAAAAUGUGAUGAUUGGAAAAGUUAGAGGAAUGAACGGCGGAGAAGUGACCAAAUCAGUGUCCUGCCACCAGAGUUUGUACCCGUACUUACUAUAUUAUUGCCACUCUGUACCAAAAGUGAGGGUCUACGUGGCAGACAUUCUUGACGUAGAGAGCAAGGUUAAGAUCAAUCAUGGUAUUGCCAUUUGUCACGUUGACACAUCAGCAUGGAGCCCAGGGCAUGGAGCUUUUGUGGCCCUAGGGUCGGGCCCUGGUCUCAUUGAGGUCUGCCAUUGGAUCUUUGAGAAUGACAUGACUUGGGCAGUUGCUGAUUGAUCACAAAAAUAACAUCGUAUAGUUGUUUUUGUGGAUGAAAACAUUGUGUUUGAUGUUAUUUGUGUAAUCAUGGGGAUGUAAUGAAAUGGGUGUCGGGAUUCGAAUCUCAUAAUUUUCAUUUAACAAGGAUAUAAAAUAGUUUUAUGUUUUGUGGGCAUUGUAAUCC